Messenger RNA from Stylonychia lemnae, 1083 nucleotides. The record is from the annotation of a GenBank genome assembly. Lineage: Eukaryota; Ciliophora; Spirotrichea; Sporadotrichida; Oxytrichidae.
AUGCAAACUUUGGGUAUCCUUAUGUUGAUUAGGUUUAUGAGCUUAUUGGGUAGCUGUACAGAAGUAAAUAUUCCUCAAGGUUAUCCAAAUAUUUCUCAGUUGUAAUAAGUAUUCUAGACUGAGACCUAAUAUAACUUAGUAUUUGAAUAUUAAGAGAAUGGUACUCUUUUAAAUUUUAUUGAGAAAAAAGAAAUUCUAAAAGAAUCGAUAAUUAAGAAAAUUAUGUUCUAGCUGCUAACAGCCUUAAAAUCUAUACAUCACAAGAAAAUAAUUCAUAGAGAUUUAAAACUAGAGAAUAUACUUGUCUUAAAAAAUAAUGGUUGCCUAGAUGAUAAUAUUUAAGUAGAAGUGAUUGAUUUUGGAUUAGCAUGUAGUGAGAAUAAUUUUGAGUUGAUAUGCUAGAAAUCAGGGACUCCUGGUUAUGUUGCUCCUGAAAUUCUUAAUAAACAACCCGCAUCAUUUAAAAGUGACAUUUUUAGUUUAGGUUGUAUUUUCUAUAACUUGAUCACUAAAAGGCUCUUGUUCGGAGGUAGAGAUACCAAAGAAAUAAUACGAAAGAAUUAGUUUGAAAAUCCAUUGAUGAAGCUAAAAAAUAUUUGGAAUAAACUAAGUAAAGAUGGAUUAAACUUGAUAACUCGCAUGCUGGAUCCUAAUCCUAUAAUGAGACUAGAUGCCGAAUAAUGCUUAUAGUAAAAUAGACUGUAAUUUGAAGGAAAGCUUAAAGUGCAGCGAGAUUUAACAGAUUUAGGUAUACAAAGAGGCCAGCUUCAUACAACUCUAUAUAAUUAAGUUUCCUAAUAGCAAAAUAAACUUAAGGAAUAAUAAAAAAAUAGUUUUACCUAGUCUAUAAAUAUUUCAACAAUGAAGAGCAAGCUUCUAGCAAAUUUGAAUAAUAAGCAGGAAAUAAAAGAGCAACUUGAAUCAAUAUUAACUUAAGAAUUUUAGCAAUUUGAUAUUGUAGCUUAAGAUGACUCAUCCAUUAAUAUUUAUCCAUUAGAAAAUUCUCUAAUCACAUUGAAAAGAGAGGGAAGACCCAAUUUUAGUCAAGUUAAAGGAAAUGUAAAGAAAGCUUUUGUAAAUUGA